Paramecium tetraurelia is the source of this 1803-nucleotide messenger RNA. RefSeq lists its product as uncharacterized. The record is from RefSeq and is a predicted model, not a curated record. The transcript is spliced from 4 exons. NCBI's taxonomy places the organism in Eukaryota, Ciliophora, Oligohymenophorea, Peniculida, Parameciidae.
AUGAAAUAGAAGCAUUGUGUGGAGGAGUGUUGCGACAAAGGUAUAAUGAUUGAUGACAAGUGUAAGUGCGACAUAGGAUCGUUUGGAGAUGAUUGUUUUCUAAAUUUGUAGGACAUUUAUAUUGCCCCUUAUUAUACUUUUGUUGGGAUCUAUUGCGUCGCAUUCUUUUUGAUAUUCUUCAUAACUAUAAGACAAUUUUAAACUUCUUUAAAGACUCAAAGAAUUCCAUCUUAUUAUACUUGCUAUUAAUAUGCAUCUGCGUUGAUUGGGUCCCCUCAGAAUUACAUCCUUGUGUUGACGAUGGUGCUAUCAACAUGCAAACUGAUCUGGUUGAUUCUGGAUCCUUUCGAAGUCUAUAAAGGGAAUACAACAGUCAUUGAAAGACUAUUAGCUGAAAUCGUCUACACGAUACUGUUCUAUAUCUACGGUUGCCUAUUGAUUGUGUGGUAUACGAUGUAUGAUGAGAUUUCCUUUAACAUCUAUCAAGGAGAAUUAAAGAAGGAGAGGAAAUGGAUUUUUACAUACUACAAGGAGGCGCUGAAGAUGCGAUUGUUUAUAGUGCUUUUGGUGUAGAUAACCGUAAGCACGUUAAAUGGUUUGAGGAAAGGAGUGUAGUAUCCAAUCUUCUUAAUGAUAUGUUACAUAUUUUUGAUGGCCAACUUCUUUUUGUUCAUAAUCGAAUUCAUAAUCUACGGAUCUUCAUUGCAGACUUGCAUAAAGGACUAGAUCCUUAUAUGUCGAUAGUAGUUUCGAAUGCAAUUGCAAGGAUUGGAUCAAGCUAUGCCAUAACAUGUGUAAAAGGAUGAGAGCUUAAGUAAGUCUCCCGAGUCGGUUCAAAGAAUUGUGAGAAUGUCUAAGUAGGUGAGUAUUGAAGAACAAAAGAAUGAAAUAUAGGAUGAAGUGAAAUAGUUGGAGGAACCUAAAUUAAAGAUAGGGCAAACAAAAAUAAAGUCAGUGUCGUUUGCACGUACAUUUGUCAAAGGAAUCAGGGGAUCUUCGUUUUUCAGAUAGGAGAGUUAGAAAUAAUUGAAAUCCAACAAAUCCAAUAAGCCCAAUCAAUAGAAUCAGGAUUCAAAUAGUGAUUAAUCUGCAAAGGAUUUGGAUAAUUAGUUUAAUGAGGAGCCUGCUGAUGCCGAAAUUAAUAGUUGUUGUUUGAAUGAGAAUUAGACCAAUUCUAUAAUUUGGGAGAAUAAGGAGGAUAGACAAGCGUAUCAGGAGACAGUGAAAAUGUAAAUCAAGGCAGUUAAGGAGACCAAGGAUUCAGCUGAUAAAAGAAGGGAAGCUUUACAAUAAUAAUAUCAUUUUUAAAGAUAAAAAGAACGACAUGAUCAAAAAAAGUUGAGUUACUUAGGUAGUGGUAGUCAAUUGGAUUACAGAACAUCAAUUUAUUAGUAAUCUGAUGAGGAUUAGGAGAAGUUUAAUUUGAAAUCAACUAAUUUAGCCAUUGAUAGAAAAAUAUUGUAUAAGAUUUAGUUGCUGGUUUACUUUGGCAUAUUGUUGGAAAUUCUAUUUGGGGGGUUGAGUAUAGCUGUGUUGAUCACAGACUUAAUUCGAGAUCCCAUUGGAGUGUUGGGUUACUUGUAUGCAUCAUCAACUUUGUAGUUCUUUUCCUUGAUUACUGUGUUGAAAUUGUUUGGAGACAUCAAGAACCAAGAAAUCAAGAAUUUAAUUUGGAUUCAGAAGGUGGGAAAUCAGAAGAACAAAAUCAAUUAGCAAUAUGUGUUUUCAAUUCCUUAGGAGUAGAAGGAUGAUGCACAGAAACUGAAAUUCGAACAAAGAAUUAAUAUGAAUACUUUAUAUUGA